AUAACACUCCGUACAGGCAACAUAUGUUGCAGCGCAUCAAGCUUGUCUCGCGGCAACCUGUUAGGUGCAGCCUCAGACAUAUCUCUAGGCCUCGAUUGCGCGUGGAGGCGCUUGCACGUGCAGCCAUGAAGCCAUCUCCCUGUAGGAAUCUGCACUGGGUGUUCAAGGUUGGUGACCGCACCGCCACAACCCGCUUCCUCCAAGAAGUGCUGCUUAUGGAGCCCCUACGUCACGAGGAAUUCACGGAGGGUUGCGCGGCGGCUUGCAACGGCCCCUACGAUGGCAUGUGGUCCAAGACCAUGAUCGGAUACGGCCCCGAGGACGACCACUUCGUACUGGAGCUCACGUACAAUUACGGUGUCAAGUCGUACCAGCUGGGUAACGACUACGCGGGGAUCGCCAUUGCCAGCCAGCGAGUGUACGACAAUCUGGUGGCCAAGGGCCUGGGAACUCCGGUGCCGGCAGAAGGCGCCGCCACUGCUGGCACUGCUGCUGCCACUGCCACUGCUGCCCCGCCGCUGCGGGUGACCUCGCCCGACGGCUACCCCUUCCUGGUGCUUCCCGGGGGCCAGGAGGGGCGGGAGGGGCAGCAGCAGCAGCAGGGAGGGGGGUGCCCGGUGCAGGAGCUGCGGCUGCAUGUGACGGACCUGGAGACCUCACUGGCCUUCUGGUCGGGCUUCCUGGGCUUCUCAGCUCGGCGGGAAGGGCCCGAGGAGAGGCCGGAGGGCGACACCGCUCCUGCUCCUGCUCCUGCCGCUGUGUUGAGUUGCGCGCCGGGUCAGUGCGCGUUGCGGCUGGUGCAGCUGCCGGCGGGGCAGCGGCUGGAGCGGGGAACCGCCUACGGCCGGGUCGCCUUCGCCUGCCCCGGCGAGCAGCUGCAACCCCUGGAGGCAGCCGUACGGGCCGCGGGUUAUGUCGUACAUACACCGUACGUUUCCCUCGACACCCCCGGCAAAGCUACCGUACAAGUGGUGAUCUUGCAGGAUCCAGACGGGCACGAGAUCUGCUUUGUUGGGGAGGCCGGGUUUCGAGAUCUGUCACGUCGCGAUCCGGAGGCGUCUAGAUUGCUUGAAGAGGCGGUGCAGAGGGAUGAUAGCGCAGAGUGGUUUCGGAGGCGGGCGGAGAGGGAGGCGAGGAGGGACGCGGAGCGGGAGAGGGGUGAGGUGGGGAAAGAGGAAGCGGAGAAGGUGGCGGCUGUGUAGAGGGGUCGUCCUUUUGACUGAGAAGAAGCGUUGUGGAGGCGUUGCGCUUGUUGUCGGGGCUUACGUGGCUCAUUUGGGUCAUUUGUCACGUCGCGAUCCGGAGGCGUCUAGAUUGCUUGAAGAGGCGGUGCAGAGGGAUGAUAGCGCAGAGUGGUUUCGGAGGCGGGCGGAGAGGGAGGCGAGGAGGGACGCGGAGCGGGAGAGGGGUGAGGUGGGGAAAGAGGAAGCGGAGAAGGUGGCGGCUGUGUAGAGGGGUCGUCCUUUUGACUGAGAAGAAGCGUUGUGGAGGCGUUGCGCUUGUUGUCGGGGCUUACGUGGCUCAUUUGGGUCAUUUCGCAGCCAACAGUGCUGCCAUGACACUAGUGCGGUUGACCGUUGACUGUUGACGGUUGACAGUUGGUAGGUAUACCGGUAGUGCUGGUUGGUUGUUGUUGCGGUAGGCCGGUUGCAGCAAUGAUGACGUGACGGGGUUGUGGUCAGGAGAGUGAUAGAAGACAGAGAGUUUUGCGCUCUUCUUGCAAGGGAGCGGUGUGUGUUGCAAGAGAGAUAAGCGAGGUGGGAAGGGAGAGCGAAUGAGGGAGGGAGUAGCACAAGGGGCUCCGCGCUUCGUCACAGGCGGAGGCGGAGGUAGCACGGGCUAGACCAGCGCAGGUUGAAGUAGGCGCGGCGCAGGAGGCGGCGGAGGAAGCGGAGGAAGCAUAGGAGGUUGCGGGGGCGGUGAAGGCGGCCGCAUCUCCCACGUCAUGCAUCAUCAGCAACAGCGGCAAGGGUUGCGGAGAGGGAUUAGAUAAACUGAGCCGCGGAAACACUGACCCUGACCGUAGGUUACCGGAAAUGGCUUGAUGGUGUUCCAGACGUCGAAGGAUUGUAACCGGCUGCGUAAGGCGGCGGAGAGGA
Astrephomene gubernaculifera is the source of this 2099-nucleotide messenger RNA. The record is from the annotation of a GenBank genome assembly. NCBI's taxonomy places the organism in Eukaryota, Viridiplantae, Chlorophyta, Chlorophyceae, Chlamydomonadales, Astrephomenaceae.